Messenger RNA from Microstroma glucosiphilum, 1000 nucleotides. Its product is annotated as putative NADP-dependent mannitol dehydrogenase. The coding region runs from base 41 to 826 and encodes 261 amino acids. Lineage: Eukaryota; Fungi; Basidiomycota; Exobasidiomycetes; Microstromatales; Microstromataceae. The record is from RefSeq and is a predicted model, not a curated record. Gene Ontology annotation, cellular component: intracellular anatomical structure. The transcript has 2 exons. Gene Ontology annotation, molecular function: oxidoreductase activity, acting on NAD(P)H, oxygen as acceptor.
CUCAGCAACCCCAGUCCUCCCAUUCACAACUUUACACACAAUGGUCUACCAAAUCGAUCUCUCUGGCGGAACAGUCGUCGUCACCGGUGGUAACCGUGGUAUCGGUCUCGCCAUCUCCGAGGCCGUUGCCAGCGCUGGUGCCAACGUAGCCAUCCUCUUCCACUCGCACCCCAAGGCUCACGAGGCCGCCGAGGGCGUUGCCAAGAAGCACGGUGUCAAGGUCAAGGCCUACCAGUGUGAUGUCAGCGACGCCAAGAAGGUCAAGGACACCAUCGAGCACAUCGAGAAGGACCUCGGCACCCCCAUCACUGGUCUCGCCGCCAACGCCGGUGUUUCCGUUGUGAAGCCCGCUACUGAGCUCACCCCCGAGGACUUCCACAAGGUCUUUGACGCCAAUGUUCUGGGAGCCUUCAACUCAUGCCAGGCCGUCGCACAGUACUGGAUCCAGAGGAAGUCCAAGGGAAGCAUCGUCAUCACCUCGUCCAUGAGCUCUUCGCUCUACAACCAAAAGGGACUCAACGAGCCCCUCACACAGAUCUUCUACAAUGCCUCCAAGGGAGCCGUUUCCAACAUGGUCAAGGGUCUCGCUGCCGAGUGGGCACCCCACAGCAUCCGUGUCAAUGCUCUGGAGCCAGGAUUCUGCAACACUGAGCAGACCAGCGGUAUGGACCCCAAGAUCCGCGAGUGGCAGGCAUCUUCGGUACCCAUGGGCCGAUUCUCUGAGCCUCACGAGCAGGGUGAGCCCGCCGUGCUGCUCCUCUCGGACAAGUCUAGCUACAUGACCGGUACCAUCCUCCGACCCGACGGUGGAUUCUCCGUCUACUAAGCGGAUGGCAGGAAACGAUAGGGAAGCGAUGGGGACGUUGUGAGAUGUACUUGUGUAUCACAGAGAAAAGAAAAUGGCAAAAUUUGCAGACGUAAGCAAUGAGAGACUGGCUCGGCCUUCAUAGCCACCCUUGCAGCAUUGUGUCUACCAUCCGUGGAUCCCAUCGUGAGCAUG